Messenger RNA from Loa loa (African eye worm), 318 nucleotides. RefSeq lists its product as hypothetical. The transcript is spliced from 3 exons. Gene Ontology annotation, biological process: cell wall mannoprotein biosynthetic process; GDP-mannose biosynthetic process. Gene Ontology annotation, molecular function: mannose-1-phosphate guanylyltransferase (GTP) activity. The record is from RefSeq and is a predicted model, not a curated record. Gene Ontology annotation, cellular component: cytoplasm. The annotation marks the transcript as partial. Lineage: Eukaryota; Metazoa; Nematoda; Chromadorea; Rhabditida; Onchocercidae.
AUGAAACAACAUGCUGAUCAACUUGGUAUUGAGGUAGACUUCUCAGUGGAAGAAGAGCCCUUGGGUACAGCUGGACCACUAGCUUUAAUAAAAGAUCGGUUAAAAGGAAAUGAACCGUUUUUUGUACUGAAUUCUGACAUUAUUUGCGAAUUCCCAUUUCGCAAGAUGAUUGAAUUUCAUAUGAGUCACGGUCAUGAGGGGACCAUUGCUGUAACCAAGGUUGAAGAACCAAGCAAAUAUGGUGUCUGUGUAUUUAAUGAAAAGACUGGAAAAAUAGAUAGUUUUGUCGAGAAACCAGGAGAAUACGUUGGAAAUAAG